Molecule: messenger RNA, 423 nt
Organism: Peronospora matthiolae
Lineage: Eukaryota; Oomycota; Peronosporomycetes; Peronosporales; Peronosporaceae
Source: the annotation of a GenBank genome assembly
AUGAGCAAGAUCGCACUGGCUUCGAAAGUGGCGUGGCACGUGGUGGACGCCAAGGGACAAGUCUUGGGUCGCUUGGCGUCCCAGCUGGCGCCCAUUCUACGUGGCAAGCACAAGCCCACGUACGCGCCCAACGUGGACUGCGGGGACUACGUGGUGGUCAUCAAUGCCAAGGACAUUGUGCUCACGGGCAACAAGUGGAACAGUAAGUUAUAUCGCUGGCACACGGGCCACCCGGGCGGGCUCAAGCAGCGCACGGCCAAGGAGCUCUUUGAGCGCAAGCCGGAAGAAGUGCUACGCAAGGCCGUGUUUGGGAUGCUGCCUCGGAACCGCAUGCGGGCGCUGCAAGACAAGAAGCUCAAGAUCUUUAUGGACGACCAGCACGAGUUUGUCGACCAAGUGGGUGAGAAUCCCGUGAUUCUGUAG